UUACCACUGUUUCAGCAACCUUUGUUUAAGGGAUUGUGCACGUACUAAACAACCUGGCUUCAAUGACUUGAUACAAAAUUCUGCACACGCCGUGAUAUUGUAAAUGCGGUCUUUGUGUUUUAAAUUGUUUUUGCUCUGCAAUUUAAGGUUGUCCAUCGUUCCCCCCCCCCCUCCCCCUCCGUUCUUUUUGUCAACCUUGUUUUGUUAUCAGCGUAAAGUUUAAUCUGGCUAUAAUUUCAUAGUUAGCCUGCAAGUUGUUCCUUCCACUGCUUAGUUGUUUUUUAAGGGGUUAUCGAUUAUAAAAUUAAAUUGUGGCGAUCAUGUGCAAAUAAUCCUGUAUUUCUUGGCUAACAUUCCAGUGGCGAGAUAUCGUAUGCAGCAAAGCCCGCGCGAGCCACCCUGAGCGAAGGGUUUAGUAAACAUCGUUUUUUUUAUUUAUUGCUUCUUUCAGUUCAAAUUGAGACUGUUUCAAUCUCAGUCAGCAUGGAGUUGGAUAUGUUAAAGAUAGAGCAGGUUGUUGUUGGAGAAGACGUCAGUUCCACAGAGACCAUCAAACCAGGCCCUGUCAUCACCCCUUCUCUGCAACCCUAUCAACAUGACAGCCUUCAGUGCUUUCAGUGUUUCAUCACCUUCUGCAACUCCAAGGCCAAAGAGAGACACAUGAGGAAGAGUCAUCGAGAGGAAUACAAACAGCAGCUCCAGCAGACUGAUACUUUGUUCACGUGUUACGUGUGCGACCGGACAUUUCCUUCCUCCGAGGAGCUCACCCAACACCAGGCCUCUCACAGCCAGGAGGACAAGCCCUUCCGGUGCCCGUACUGCCAGGGUAGCUUCCGGACCUUCUCUGAGCUGACAGUUCACCGGAGGAACCUGUGCACGGAGCGGAACAGCAUCUGCAGGGAAUGUAACAUGGUGUUCCGCGGCCCCGCCCACCUUCGGACCCACCGCCUAUCCCAGCACCCCCAGCCCCUGGAGGACCCAGACGAUGACACCAUGACACACCGCUGCGGCAAGUGCGGACGGGGGUUUAAGACCGAGGAGGAGCUGGUGCAGCACCAGGAAGACUUUGCAGGGGACCAGCACUGCAACGCCAAACCUCCGGCCAAGCGACGGGGGCGCCCACCCAAGAAGAUCGUGGAGGCCACGGCCGCGGAGGGUGAGGUAAGUGGCGAGGAAAAAAGCGGGGAGGUGGAAGAGGGUGCGGCGCUGGAUGAGGGGGGGAAGGAAUCUCUGACGAAGGGAGGGAAACGGAAGGGUAGGCCACCUAAGCAGCCGCAGGCGGAGGAGCUGAAGAUCCCGUGUCCCGAAGUCGGCUGCGAGCUCACGUUCUCCUCGCUCUCCCUGUUUCGGGCUCACAAGAAAGAGAAGCACGCCAAGCCGCCGCCACCUCGCAAGGCUUACCCGUGCGUGGAGUGUGAGGAGAGCUACGCCCGGUCUGAGCAGCUUAAAGCCCACAUGGCCAGGGCUCAUGGAUCCGGCCGGCACAACUGCCCAACCUGUGGUAAAAGCUUUGGCCGGGAGAGUAAUCUAAAAGCCCACCAGAAAACGCAUACAGAGGGAGAAGAGGAUACAAAGGGAAAAGAUAAUAAGGGUAUUGAGACGGUGUUCCCAAGAUCAUGGAAGUCCUGAAGACGUCGGGGGAAGUGAAAAACGGUUCAUGGGAUUUUUAUAUUCAGCAAAAGGAAGUUGGAGUUUGAAAUGCUAGACAGUAAAGCACUCGACUGUAGUAAUAAGGUUAUUCCUGAAGAGUUGUUUUAAAAGUGCUUUUUAGAAAACAACAAUUGACUGUAAAUAAAACCGCCUAUACCGAUGUGUGUAUAUAAUAAUGUAUUUCAAUUUUCCCUCAAAGCUUAAUGUAGUGGGGCUUCUUUUUCCAUAUUUCCUAAAUUGAAGCAUUGGAAAAAGUUUUUAUAUUCUUUUUAGGGAUGUAGAGGUGUAGUUUACUAGUUUAUUCUCAAUGUAACUUAUGAUAAUAAUUUGUUUUAAUCAUGCCUAGGAAUUGGUCAAAUAUUAUGAAUAUGAUUUCACUUUAAAUCAUGUUUUCUUAACCCCCAUUCUAAGAUAAAGUUUCAAAUCAUGUUGUGAGGAUCUUUGCAGGAUUCCAUUGCUGUUUUUUUCUCUUUUUUUCUCAAAUGUUGGCAUUAAAAAUUAAACAAUAAUGGCAUUAAACUAAAUGUGUGAUGAAACAAUGUUUGGAAUUGUUAUUAAAAGUUAUAUAUUCAAUUUUGAUUAUGAUAAGGUUAGACCUAAUGACAAUACUGCAAGUGAAAUUUCAGCAUUGAAAACGUGCAUUAAAAAUGUAUGAUAAAAAAA
Molecule: messenger RNA, 2313 nt
Organism: Osmerus eperlanus (European smelt)
Lineage: Eukaryota; Metazoa; Chordata; Actinopteri; Osmeriformes; Osmeridae
Product: zinc finger protein 431-like
Exons: 4
Coding region: 484-1629 (381 amino acids)
Biological process (GO): regulation of transcription by RNA polymerase II
Cellular component (GO): chromosome
Molecular function (GO): chromatin insulator sequence binding
Source: RefSeq, a predicted model, not a curated record